AGGACGGGAGACUUUAUCUACAGCCAUGAAACGAAGUUACAAGUGGUGCAGAAAAAACGAAAAUAACAGGACGAGAACAGACAAUUAAUAGGAUCUUUGGCAAAGACAUUUGGAUAAGAUUGCUGUGGGGUGACGAGUGAAGGGAAGUUUAAGGGUUUAAAAGAGUGUGGAUGACCUGACACCUCUGCAGAAGUAUGGAAAAGGACACAGAGUCAGAUACAAGAACAGACAGGCCUUCAUGCAACGGGACCUUCAACCAGAAGCGGGGCACCAGGAUGAAUCGACAGGUCCAGAGGGCAGAGGGGAUCAGGAUCACUGGCAGCUCAGGAGAGCAGAAGAGAGAGAGAGAUAACACUAUGUCCACAACAGUUCAGAGCUCAGUACAAGCUGAUGCUGGUGGGACAGUGAUCGCUCCUGCACUGAUCGGUAACCAGUUCUCUGGACCAGUCACCCUCAAUAUUAACUCCUGCACUGCAGAACCUGUAAAAAAGCCUCAAGAGAUUUGUCCUGAGGAAAGAAAAUCUGGAAUUUGCAAUAGGCUGAAGUCACACAUAAAGAAAAAUUAUGAAACAAUCUACGAAGGGACGUCACAUAUAGGAAGCAGAACAGCACUGUCUGAUGUCUACACCGAGCUGUACGUGGUGGAUGGUCGCACUGGGGGAGUGAGUCAGGAGCAUGAGGUUCUGCAGAUUGAAGCAAUGCCGAGAAGCAUCGGUGAAGACACUCCAGUCACAUUCAGCAAAGUUUUCAAUGAGAAUUUAAACUUACAAACACCGAGAACGGUGCUCACCCUCGGGAUUGCUGGAGUAGGAAAGACUGUGGCUGUGCAAAAGUUUGCUCUUGAUUGGGCUAAGACAGAAAAUAAUGAGCUGGACUUUGUGUUCCUGAUCCCAGUCAAACUUUUGAACCCUAUUAUGUAUAAAAACAACUACAGCCUAUUCGACUUACUCAGUUACUUAUUUACCAUAAACUUGAAGAUUGAAGGCUUAGUGGCUCUUGAUGGUUAUAAUGUCUUGUUUAUCUUUGAUGGUCUAGAUGAGAGCUGCCUCACACUGGAUUUUAGAAACAGUGAAAUGGUACAUGAUUUGAACGAGCGAUCAUCUGUUCAUUUGCUAAUCACUAGUCUCAUCACUGGAAAGAUGCUUCCAUCUGCCCGCAUUUGGAUAACCUCCAGACCAGCUGCAGCUUAUCAGAUACCCAACAAUCUCAUUCACCUUGUGACGGAGGUGAGAGGAUUCAGUGAUGAGCAGAAGAGGGAGUACUUCAGAAAGAGAAUCAGUGAUCGAGAACAAGCUGACAAAAUCACCUCUCUUGUAAAGAACUAUAAGAGCCUUUACAUUAUGUGCCACAUCCCAGUCUUCUGUUGGCUAACUGUGACUGUGUGUCAGCAAAUUUCAGCUAAAAAUGAGAACACAGACAAUGCAGAAGUUCCCACAAUUCUCACAGGCAUGUACAUCAACUUCAUAUAUUACCAGAUUGACCAGAACCUUCAGAAAUAUCCAGUGAGGCAUAAUGGUGAAAACCCAGUGAAAAAUGCUGACAUCGAGGUGGAAAUUCUAAAAUUAGCAGAACUCGCUUACAAGAACCUCAUAAAGGAAAAAUUCUUUUUUUCAGAAAAAGAUCUACAAGAAUGUGGCAUUGAUGUUGAGGCAGCUUCUGUGUAUUCUGGGGUGUUCACUGAAAUCUUCAGGGAGGAGAUAACAUUAGUAAGAUCCAAGGACUUCAGCUUUGUGCAUUUGACCCUUCAGGAGUUCCUUGCUGCCCUCUAUGUGUUUUACAUGUACAACACUGAAAGGAAAAAUGUCCUUCAUCAAACCAUGGUUGAGAAAAUCACAUGACAUGUGAAUAAUACCCUCUAUGACCUUCACAAAUCUGCUAUCACAAAGAGUCUAAAGUGUGAGACUGGACACCUGGAUCUAUUUCUUCGUUUCCUCCUGGGUAUCUCACUGCUGUCCAAUCUGGAACUUUUGAACAAAAUGUUUCAGCAGCAGAAGUUCACAGGAGGCACUAAGAAAACUGUUCAGUUAAUCAAGAAGGGGAUAAGGGAUAAGAUCUCCCCAGAAAGGACACUCAAGCUCAUGCACUGCCUGAUAGAGAUGAAUGACACCUCACUGUUGGAGGAGGUUAAGAUCUACAUGAGCUCUGAUUCAGAACAUCAGCUCAGUCCUGAUCAGUGCUCAGUGCUUAUGUACCUCCUGCUCAUCUCGUCUGCGGAAAUAGAUGAAUUUGAUUUAAGGAAAUACCUCAAGUCUGACGAGGGUCUCAGGAGAAUGAUGCCAGUUGUUGCUGUUUGUAGACGAGCUUUGCUCAGUAACUGCAAUUUGACUAAACAGAGCUGCACUUACCUGAUCAGCUACAGAAUGUCAUACCUUACAGAACUGGACCUAAGCUAUAACUCUCUGCAGGAUGCUGGAGUAUCAGAGCUAGCUCAUUGGCUCAAGAGUCCAAACAGUAAACUUCAGAUUCUCAGGCUGUGUCGGUGUGAUCUGAGAAAGAAAAGCUGUAGAGGUCUGCACUCAGUUCUCAGCUCAAACUCCUCAAGACUGAGAGAACUGGACAUGAGUUACAAUAAACUGCAGGAUUCAGGAGUGAAGCUGCUCUCUGCUGGACUGGAGAAUCCCCACUGUACACUGGAGAUACUGAGGUUGUCUGAGUGCAGGAUUACAGAUGAAAGUUGUGUUGCUUUGGCUUCAGCUCUGAGGUCGAACUCCUCAUCACACCUGAGAGAGCUGGAGCUGAAAAAUAAUCCUAUAGGAGAAUCAGGAGUCAACCUGCUGUCAGAUCUACUGAAUGAUCCACACUGUAAACUAGAGAGACUAUUGUAAAUCACUGCAGUGUGUGCGUGUGUAUGUGCACACAUGUGUCUCCAGAUCAUGGUAUUAUGUUGAUGAACAUCACAUCACAGAGAAGUGUUAGUGUCUCUCACAGCUGUGAUACUGAUUCAGUCCUUUAGUCCUCAUAAAUGGUUCGCAGUCCUCUGUUUGGUGUUUUAUAAUCAGGGUUUAAACAGUAGGAGUGUUAACAGCUGCACCGCUUUAUAUUGUGAUAAAAUGAUAAUAAAAUAUCCUCAGCUUGAUCUGCUCAUAUCACCACUUCCUGUACAAGACAGGACAGUGUGGUGUGAAAGUGCAGAGUGGUUCUGACUCAGAACCCAAACAAUGGAACUGCAGCAUUAACACGUGUUUCAUCUGAUUCUCCGUGUGUGUGUGUGUGUGUGUGUGUGUGUGUGUGUGUCAGUGAUUAAUAUAGAAUGAGAGAGACUGUGUGAGUGUGAUAUACAGUACUUAAGGUUAUUCUUUCCCACUCACUAUGUUCAAUGUUAUUCUGUAGUAAAACUUCUCUUCCUACUGCCUGGUAAACAGUAAUGUCACAUUUAUAGCAUUAUCAUAAAUUUAACUGACAAUAUUUUUAUAUGUUAAGAACGCAUGUAAGCCUAUUAUCCUGAUCAAAGUUUAUAUAUAUAUUUAUUCUUAGUUAAUAAAACAACUAAAAAUGAA
Molecule: messenger RNA, 3497 nt
Organism: Clarias gariepinus (North African catfish)
Lineage: Eukaryota; Metazoa; Chordata; Actinopteri; Siluriformes; Clariidae
Product: protein NLRC3-like
Exons: 11
Coding region: 195-1838 (547 amino acids)
Source: RefSeq, a predicted model, not a curated record